Cyclocybe aegerita is the source of this 2649-nucleotide messenger RNA. The record is from the annotation of a GenBank genome assembly. Lineage: Eukaryota; Fungi; Basidiomycota; Agaricomycetes; Agaricales; Hemipholiotaceae.
AUGCCCGAAGACAACGAACCCGUUCCUCUCAUCAUCAAGUCCCACUCCUUGGAGAGCUUCUGCGUCUCCGCAAAGCGGCUCCUGGAGGCAAAAGACUACCAUUCCUUUGUGAGAUUCGUAUUGUCUGGUGUACAUGGUGGCCACCAGGCGUUUGUUGACCCUAUUCUUAACCGGUUGAGCUUGGAUCCCGAACAUGAAAUAACCGGCCUUAGGGACUAUGACUCUCUCCUUGGGGUCGAUGACGAGAUCCAGGUUGAUGACAGCAUCACUAUCCAAGUCCUGGGCCGGGUGGAGGACACGCUGCGCAAAAAUGUCCACAUCAAUUUAGAGGUGUAUGACGAGGAGACGGGGCCCCAAGAUGUUCCUGUCCACAAAAUCCCCAACCUCGCUAUCGGGAAAUGGGACACCCACAACCUCAUCCGCGUCGUCUUCCCUGCGCUAUAUGGCGGAGACCGCCUUGGCUCCCACCUCUCGCAGUUAGAACAGACCAUCUUCUACGAGAAGGGCCUCCGACCAGCUGUCGUCGCCCUCAUCGGCAACCGAGCUGCCGACUGGCCACCGACGUAUGCAGACGAGAUGUUUCGCGCCCGAGGGCACAACGGGCAGCUCAGCUUAGGGACCCGUGUUUUGCCUCGUUGGGAGGUUCCUUCUCUUGGUUCAGCCAUACGGAGGGCGCUAAAGGACAACGGCGUCCUCUGGGGCGAGGGUAUGAAGAUCCUUCACCAAAUCCGAGGUGUGAAGAACUCGAGUACUCACGGCAUGAACUUGCCAGCCGCUGCUUAUGCUCUCGAUGACUGGCUCCGGCUCAACCAUCUCAGGCCUGCGAUCAUGAAUAUGGAGAGCUCCAGUUGGUUUAUAGAUGUUGGCAUUGAACUUACCUCGGAGCUAGGGGAGUGCCUUCUUCUGCGCACGGACGCACACACAUCCCUGGUGCGUAAGGUGCUGGAGAUCAACGAAAGCCACGCCAGCCGCAUUACGAAGAUGGGAAGCACCAAAUAUACCCGCGAUACAACGUCCCACCUCUCAGCCCUUUCAGGAUGUCGCAUCACUCCUGGUGUCCGCGCGCAGGGGCGUUUCGAAGCCGUCUACCUCCAGAUGUAUCAGACGGACAAGAUGCUAACCUCGCGCCCAGACCAAGGCCAUUUUGGCAAGUUCUUGACAGCCAAAGACGCCCUCGCGGGAAAGUAUGCCCCAUUCAUGGACAACCUCUACCAUCUCUACAGCCGUGCAAUGGUCGACAACUCCUCCAAAGUGCGUAUCGAGGUUAGAGUGCCCUUGAAGUUCGCCACCGAGGUCCUCUUAAAUCUCAGUAUCAGCGACUUCCAGGCAUCUUUCGUGUCAUUCGGGCUUGUCACUUGGUGGAGCCUGCGGGCAUACAGGGUUACAGCACUGAAGUUUCUCCUUGAGUGGCAAGAUGACGGAGAAGCCGAGCUCCGCGCAACGCACCCAGCCCUCCUGCUCACUGCCGCUGUUCCCUGGAUUCUCAACGGUCUGCAUUCCGCUCCUGAUGACGGACCCUCAUCGAGAGAGAUCAUGGACGCUGUCCUUCCGCUGAGCAACAGGGAAGGUCUUGACCCAAACAUACUGGCCUAUAACACGCGCACAUCCAUGCCUACUUUCAGAGAAGACAGCGAAGAUGAGGGUGAAGUACUAGAGCUGAUGGAUGUGGAUGAAGAGGAUGAAGAGGAUGUGCAAGAGGUAGAGGAGCGGGGACGCCUUCGCCAACGCCGUCGUGGAGCCCCUCUUUCGGAAUUGACACCAUGCAUCCCGUACGGGCUGCUAUUCCUUCGACCCCUCCGUGUUGGAGGCACAACGCCUGUCCCCCGCCUUUGCUGGUCCCGUGUCUUCAUCUCCGAACAUGCUUUCCGAUUUAUUUUCGGCGCCGACGAGGAAACCAUCAUCCACGCGAUCCGCCGCUCUCGCAUCGCUGCCUCACGCAACCCCAACCGGACUGAAAACAGGAAGAAGAAGACCCUGUCCUUCGUGAACCAUGGUCAGGCUCCUGAAGGACCCAUCUUCCACCUCGAGGCUGAAGGGUACAGCCUUCCUCCCGUCCCUCGCGAUGAAGGCUCUGACAUGGAGCUGGAAGAGGAAGACAUGGCAGAGCCUCGAGUGGGCUUAGACGACUUUCUGACCAACCUCUGGAACCAGUUCUUACUGGACAUCACUGAGGUCAGCCCGAAUCCCAAACCCGCCGACCAACCCCCCUACUGCAUCCUUUCGCCUGCCAAACGAAAGCUCGUUAACGCCGCCACGUAUCAAGACCUUUGUCUCUCUAACUAUUUCACUGACGUCCAGUGGAAGUACGCUGAGCCCUCUGACUGGGUCUUCACAUUCGACCACCUCUUCCCACCAAAGAACGCCAAGGUCAAGACCGGUAAGAUCCAGAACUACCUCCAGACCACCUACUACUCCAAAUGGGAAUCCAUGAGGGCAAGGACCGACGCGGAGACGGUGAAGAAGAUGCACAAGAACCUCUUCCUUCGGUUUUGCCAACUCUCUUGGUUCCCAGCAGCACAGGCAAACAGAAUCUGGUGGACGAAAGUGGACCGGCGCUCGAGUAAAUCCAGUGGCCUCUCCCCGAACAGCCCCGCCCCCCGCAUUCUCCUCCAUCCCGAUGUUCAGGUCCCGACGUGGCAGUGGGAUUAG